AAUAAGAGGUCUCUUGAUAUCUUGAAAGAGACAGUAGUAGAACAUAAUGAAGCAUCAGCAUUAUUAGCUGACUUUGCUUGUGACGGACAGGAUGUCAGAAAAAGAAGAAAGCAGUAUCACCAGUUGGAUGGAUAUACUACUCCCUCCUCAGGUAGUCCAAUGAUAUAUCCAUUGGAAGAGGAAAGUCUAUUCGUUGAUGAGAAAGAGGAUAAAGAUAUCAUAAUUGAUGACAUUCCAUGUGAAUUUUCUUUCAAAAAUGGAGAUCCAGUUGAUGAUUUAUAUGUAGAAGAGACUAAUGUGUCUCUACUUUUUAGAAAUUAUCAGAAUCAGUCACUAAAUAUUGCAAGAGACAAGAGCUUAUUUGUGAAAUCAAAUAUACAGGAAAUAUUAUCAUUAUCAUCAAUUAUAUUACUUGCCUCAAAUUCCUACUCCAAUACAAUAAUUGAUUACUUUGGAUUGUCCUUGCUUGAUGAAAUUUAUCAAAAAUUUAAACCAGAGUAG
Molecule: messenger RNA, 501 nt
Organism: Scutellospora calospora
Lineage: Eukaryota; Fungi; Glomeromycota; Glomeromycetes; Diversisporales; Gigasporaceae
Source: the annotation of a GenBank genome assembly